CUCUAUUGUAUUGUAUAUUAUAUAUUGUGUGACAGUCUGUUUCCCCCCACUCUCUCAUGUAAUUCGUCUGUAUCUAUCGAUAUAUAUAUAUAUAUAUAUAUAUAUAUACAUCUCACCGCCUUCUGAAUCUCAUCUCCCUGCUCUCCGAUUCCAUGGAUUCCGUCAUUGAAACCGCCUGGACUUAUCUGAUUACUCACUUCAGUGACUUUCAGCUGGCAUGUGUUGGUAGCUUUAUUCUUCAUGAAGCCGUAUUCUUCUUAUCAGGACUUCCAUUCAUAUUCAUGGAAAGGGCAGGAUGGUUCAAAAAGUACAAAAUUCAGGCCAAAAAUAACACUACUGAAGCUCAAGGGAAAUGUAUUACUCGCCUACUGCUGUAUCAUUUUUGUGUCAAUCUACCUGUUACACUUGCCUCUUAUCCUGUCUUCAAAUUUAUGGGAAUGAGAAGCAGUCUUCCACUGCCGUCCUGGAAAGUUAUAUCAACUCAGAUUCUGUUCUACUUCAUUGUGGAAGAUUUCAUAUUCUAUUGGGGACACAGGAUUUUACAUACCAAAUGGCUGUACAAGCACAUCCACAGUGUCCAUCAUGAAUAUGCAACGCCUUUUGGAUUGACUUCUGAAUAUGCGCAUCCGGCUGAAAUUUUAUUCCUUGGGUUUGCUACCAUUUUUGGGCCUGCUAUCACAGGGCCUCAUUUGAUAACCCUUUGGUUGUGGAUGAUGGUGAGAGUUUUGGAGACAGUUGAGGCACAUUGUGGUUACCAUUUCCCCUGGAGCCUCUCAAAUUUUCUGCCUUUAUAUGGAGGGUUAGUAACCAUAGUUUGUAUUUACCACCGACUGUCCAUAUUGGAUGAUAAUUUUUUUUUUUUCUUGGAAAUCCUUAGGUCUGAUUUUCAUGAUUAUCAUCACCGGCUUAUCUAUACCAAGUCAGGCAACUACUCGUCAACUUUUGUCUACAUGGACUGGAUAUUUGGUACAGACCACGGCUACAGAAAAUUGAAGGCACUGAAAAGUGAAGAGGUAGCCGAGUGUAAAGAGAACUAAUAGAACAGAAUAGAGGAGGAUUGUCGACUUCCCCAAGUAUGUCCAAUGUGCAAUGAUUAAGGUAAUCAUUUUGAUCCACCACUGCUCACUGUGUGAUUGAUUUGUUCAUUACUAUUGUAGAAUCAUAUCAAACGUAUUUCUGAGAUGAGUGAACUCGAUUUUGAA
Messenger RNA from Erigeron canadensis, 1202 nucleotides. Its product is annotated as methylsterol monooxygenase 2-2. Lineage: Eukaryota; Viridiplantae; Streptophyta; Magnoliopsida; Asterales; Asteraceae. Bases 153 to 1037 code for a protein of 294 amino acids. Gene Ontology annotation, biological process: 4-alpha-methyl-delta7-sterol oxidation; sterol biosynthetic process. The transcript is spliced from 6 exons. Gene Ontology annotation, molecular function: C-4 methylsterol oxidase activity; iron ion binding. The record is from RefSeq and is a predicted model, not a curated record.